Molecule: messenger RNA, 1932 nt
Organism: Emys orbicularis (European pond turtle)
Lineage: Eukaryota; Metazoa; Chordata; Testudines; Emydidae
Gene: TAF7L
Product: TATA-box binding protein associated factor 7 like
Exons: 13
Coding region: 135-1217 (360 amino acids)
Biological process (GO): transcription initiation at RNA polymerase II promoter; RNA polymerase II preinitiation complex assembly; regulation of transcription by RNA polymerase II
Cellular component (GO): transcription factor TFIID complex
Molecular function (GO): RNA polymerase II general transcription initiation factor activity
Source: RefSeq, a predicted model, not a curated record
UUCCUCCGGAACCAGCGCGGGGAACGAGACGCCUAGCGGGGAGCGCGUCACUCUUGCCUUCCGCCCCUGUUGCUAGGGGCCCUCGCUUGGGGCCUGAUGUUUAUAAACAUUUGUGUGAAGCAAGAAGAGGCAAGAUGACAUCUACAAAACUAAAGAUGAGUAAGAACAAGGACGACGCUCCCCAUGAGCUGGAAAGCCAGUUUAUUCUGCGGCUGCCUCCGGAAUAUGCCUCCACUGUGCGGAGGGCAGUACAAUCUGGAAGCGUCAACCUGAAGGAUAGACUUACUAUCGAAUUACACCCGGAUGGGCGUCAUGGGAUUGUCCGUGUAGAUCGCGUCCCCUUAGCUGCCAAGCUGGUGGACCUGCCCUGCAUCACCGAGAGUUUAAAAACUAUAGAUAAGAAAACAUUCUAUAAGACAGCAGAUAUUUGUCAGAUGCUCGUGUGUACAGUGGACGGUGAUCUCUACCCCCCUCUGGAAGAGCCAACUGUGAGUACUGACCCCAAGGCAAACAAGAAAAAGGACAAGGACAGAGAGAAGAAAUUCAUCUGGAACCAUGGCAUUACUCUUCCACUGAAGAAUGUAAGGAAGAGGCGGUUCAGGAAAACAGCUAAGAAGAAGUACAUUGAGUCUCCAGACGUGGAAAAGGAGGUGAAGCGUCUGCUGAGUACAGAUGCUGAAGCUGUCAGUGUCCGCUGGGAGGUCAUUGCUGAAGAUGAAACAAAGGAAGCAGACAACCAUGGUUCACUCACCGGCUUGGACAUCUCCUCUCCUGGGAUGUCUGGCCACAAGCAGGGCCAUGGCUCAUCGGAACAUGAUGAACUGCGGGAGAUAUUUAAUGACAUCAGCAGCAGCAGUGAAGACGAAGAUGAGAGAGAUCAUCAUGAUGAUGAAGAUUUGAACAUCAUGGACACAGAAGAAGACUUGGAGAGGCAACUGCAGGACAAACUGAAUGAAUCUGAUGGGCAGCAGCAGGAGAACGAGGGAACAAACCAGAUAGCCAUGGGGAUCCAAAAGCAGAUUGACAACCUGAAGGGUAAACUCCAGGAGACCCAGGAACGGAGAAAGCGCCAGGAAGAUCUCAUCAUGAAAGUAGAGAAUCUAGCCCUCAAGACCCGUCUCCAGGCUGUGCUGGAUGAAUUCAAACAGCAGGAAGACCGAGAGAAGCAGCAGCUCACCUCUCUGCAAGAACAACUGGAAUCCCUUAUGGAGAAGUGAGGAGGGCUUUUGAUCAGGGCGGGAGCUAUACCCUCCAAGCAGGCAUAGUGCUGAGAUGGACGCUUCACCCAUGGGUUCUGGAGCCAUCCCCUGUGCUGAAGACCUGACGUUACUGGCAUGACCUCACUGCCGAUAAGCCUACUCCUGUUAAUGUUGGCACUCUGUAUUCUCCUGGACACUGUUUCUAGAGCUGCUGGCUGAUGUUCCUUGUGCUAGACAGUGCAGCCCAAACGAUUAACCUUUGAAGAAAGAAAGGCACUAACCUGCAGUUGGUUCUCUGAGAGCAGCAGAAACACAUGGCUAGUGGUUUAGCUGCACUGCUGGGGGAGAUCGUUCCUUGACUAGUUUGACCCAUCUUUCUCUCAGUGGAAAUCAUUCAUACCUUGGAACACUCCUUCAAAGGCACUUUGCUUCCCGACAGGCUAAUCCACAGCACUGUCGCUCUGGGUCACCUUAGCUCAUGGUGCCAGAAAGCUGUGCUGAGCAAAGGGCAGGAAUUAACCCCACAUGCACUGCGCAGGUCUGGAGGAGCAGAGCCAGGUCAGUGCAUCACCUGGUUGUUGCUAUCUGAGCCUGCAAAGCAGCAUUCCCUGAGCGGGGCAUGUGCUUCCUUAACAGACUUUCUGACGGGUCUGCGGUGUUGGGAGUUUGUGCCCAUGCUUGGGGAACAUCUGCUUGAACAAAACUGGAAUGAAUAAAGUGUAUGUGUUUCCAA